This is a messenger RNA of Bubalus bubalis (water buffalo), 1659 nucleotides long. Its product is annotated as F-box only protein 27-like. The coding region runs from base 107 to 979 and encodes 290 amino acids. Gene Ontology annotation, cellular component: cytoplasm; SCF ubiquitin ligase complex. The record is from RefSeq and is a predicted model, not a curated record. The transcript is spliced from 6 exons. Gene Ontology annotation, molecular function: protein binding; ubiquitin protein ligase activity. NCBI's taxonomy places the organism in Eukaryota, Metazoa, Chordata, Mammalia, Artiodactyla, Bovidae. Gene Ontology annotation, biological process: SCF-dependent proteasomal ubiquitin-dependent protein catabolic process; glycoprotein catabolic process.
UUGCUGGGUAUGAAGAAGGGAGGGGCGGACGAAUAAAAAGGGCUGAGAUGGCGGUGGGAACAGGUGAGGCAAGGUGAAGGCCCACUCGUGAGGAGCACUGGCUGAGAUGCAGGCAGCAGCAGCCGCGGGGCCUGACGAGGAGACCAUGGGCGCCUCAACCUCCUGGGGCCUGCCCGCCCGCGUCCCAGCUCCGCACCGCGAGCCACAGGAGGCUCCAGGCCCGAACCAACUGCCCAUCGAGAUGCUCCGGAAGGUGCUGAGCUACCUGCCUCCAAGCACGCUGCUCCGGCACUGCCGCCCGGUGUGCCGGCGCUGGCGAGACGUGGUGGACGGCUGGGACCUGUGGCGGAGCAUCCUGCCUUGGAAACACCCCGACCUUUGGCCCGUCAUCAGCACCUGCCUGCCCCCUGCUGACGACCCCGGGCCCUGCAUCCUGGGCCGCUUCUGCGAGCGCAGACCCAUAGGACGCAAGCUCACCGCGAACCCCCCGGGCAAAGACCUCUGGAACUGUAUGGUGCUGAGUGGUAGCGAUAGCUCAGAGGAAGAGGAAGACUUGGGGGCCAGGCUGAAGACUCCUGGGGAGAUGAGCUACAGUCCUGCCUACAGGUGUUGGUACAAAGGAGAAAUUUUGGACCUGGAGGAGGAGGGUCUGUGGCGGGAACUCCUGGAUAGUGGAAAGAUUUGGAUUUCUGUCUGUCGCCGCUGGACAGAACAACAAGGCAGUGACCGGAUGUAUCAGCUAGUCGUCAAGCUUCUAGAUGCCAACUAUGCCAUCUUGCAUUAUUUCUUCCAUAAACGUUUUCCCGUCCGGCCACGGACAGGCAGUUUCUCCUUUCGGAUCAUGCAUGCGUUCACCAACAUCAAGAAGGGCGUCCGCUUUGUGUUGUUUGACCACAGUGUCGAGGGCUAUGAUUCGUGGCCUGAGCAGUGUGGAGUCUGCAGGCCCCAAUCCAGUGUCAUUGUACGGAUCCGUCCCUAGGCUGUCCCUGUAAGACCACCUGACCAUGCCUUCCAGGAGCUGGGACCAUUGGCCAGAGCACCUCAGUAAUCAAAAGCUUGUAGCUCCUGGCAUCCUGGGAUCUCUCCUGGGUCCAAUCAAGGGUCCUACUUGGCCCUGUCUUUAAGUUCUAUGAGAAACUACGAGAAGAACAUUCAUACAUCAGGGUUACUGACUGAAUGCAACCCCUGUUCUACGGAGUGGAGACACAUGGGUGAAAACAAGGAAGUGGUGAGAGGGCUCCUCACCCACCGCCCCCCCAAUGCCAGGCCCCUCUGGUUCGGCCCCCAUGCCUUCUGCCCUUGUCUUCUGUUUCUGCUGCAGAGGCUUCAUUGAUCACUUCCAAGAAACCCUCUCCUCGUGUCUGAACCAGAAACUCAUCCCUCUGGCUGAGUAAUUCCAGUCUCUAACCUUCUGUGGUUUCAAGACUGUGACCAGGACUCAGAGCUGAAAGUUAAACUAGCUCAAAAAAUUGUUUAGAGGCAGAGCGUUCUGCCCACCCUGUGAACAAUGAGUUUGGUCCCCAGAGCCCAACCCUAUUCUGGAUUCUAUGGUGGACAAAAUUAUUUUGUUACUUUGAAAUUCUUUUUGAAUAUGGAGAUAAUAAAUCAAGAAUGUAUCUUCCAAUCAUAGUUAAUAAAUAUAAUAUUUGCCUAAAGUAA